UACCCACAAAAAAAUAAAUUAAUAAUUAAGAAUCCAAUGUGAAGGAUUUUGAUUGCUUCUUACAUGGCCAGAGAUAAACCGUUAUUGGUCCUCAACUUUUUACAGAAACCCAAAUACAAAAAGAGACGGAGAAUGGGCGAGAAGGAAGGGGAAGACGAGAGGAGGGAAAAAGCUAUAGCAUCAGCCCCAUCUUUGCAGCAUACUUUCAAGCCCAGAGGCGUCUCCCAAAACCAACUCUCCAAAUUCCAGGAGCUGCACAAAAGGCGUUUGCAAAUAAAGUCGAAGUCGAAGAUUAAAAAGAAACAAAGGGGUUCCUUCUCUGACAAAUCUCAUAGCAAAGACCUGAGUUCCAAAGAUUCUGCGGGUAAAGAUUCAAAUGUUCUGAAUCCUGAAAGCCACAAUAAUGAGAAAAGCUCCAUAGUCCAGCAAGAAAUUGGAGCAGCUUAUGUUGUACCAAAGCAGUGCCAGAAGCUAUACUGGGGGCUUGACACAAAGGAAAGGUGGGAAAGAAAAUCAAACAUGUAGAAGUUGCCAUACGAGUAGAAUUUGGUGUUACCGUGUUGUUAUUGCAAAACACUUUCUGGGUGGUCUCUCGAGCAUCAAAGAUGCAGCUGAAAGGAGCUUUAGAUUUUGUUAGUUAUUUUGGUUUUUCUUUAGAUUGUAAGAGAACAUCUUCCCUGUAAAAUUAUUUACAUUUGAGAAAUAUAUUCACCUUUCCUAUCA
Messenger RNA from Ziziphus jujuba (common jujube), 723 nucleotides. RefSeq lists its product as uncharacterized. The transcript is spliced from 3 exons. Lineage: Eukaryota; Viridiplantae; Streptophyta; Magnoliopsida; Rosales; Rhamnaceae. The record is from RefSeq and is a predicted model, not a curated record. The coding region runs from base 64 to 525 and encodes 153 amino acids.